Messenger RNA from Trichoderma harzianum CBS 226.95, 860 nucleotides. RefSeq lists its product as hypothetical. NCBI's taxonomy places the organism in Eukaryota, Fungi, Ascomycota, Sordariomycetes, Hypocreales, Hypocreaceae. The transcript has a single exon. The coding region runs from base 49 to 750 and encodes 233 amino acids. The record is from RefSeq and is a predicted model, not a curated record.
CAAGAAAAAAAUCCGCACUUAAGCAGUGCUGCGCGGUAUCAUUCAAUCAUGCCGCUUCCUCAUGAGCCAAUUACCAUCCAUGGCGGCUGCAACUGCGGUGCCGUGAGAUAUCGCAUCAACGUCCCCUCCUUUGAGCAACGCCCUCUUCAUUUUGUCCACGCACCUGAAGAGGCUUCAGACCCAACAACGCCACGACUACCGCUGAUUUGUAUCUGUCAUUGUAACGACUGUCGAUCUGCUACAGGCUCGAUUCUCCCGACAUGGUGCCUCACGCCGCAGGAAAUGUUUACCAUCUCUUGUUUGCCAAAGGAGGAAGGCGAUGAUACGGCAAUGCAGAGCCUCCGUCUUGCGCCGCAUGAUGCGACGGAUAAUUCCGAGAGACCGCCAUAUGUGCCAGCCCAUGGCAUCUUAUCAGGUGUUGAAUCUACCUCUGGGACAUGGCUUCGUGUAUUUUGCUCGACAAAUGAAAAGGCCCAAGGUUGGGACGUGGACAAGCGGAUAUACAGGUCAUUCUGCGGGCGGUGCGGUACAAACAUUGCCUACCUUGUCUACCCCAUGCCGUUCAAGUUCAGAGACAUGAUUGACGUUGUAGUUGGCACGGUCGAUCGUGCGGAUAUGGAGCAGCCGUGGAUGCAGCCGGAGAGGCAGCUGUGGCACAACUAUGGCGUUCCUUGGAUUAAGGAUGUGGUUAAGGAUAUGGACGGGCCGAUUCACCCCUCUUUUUCAACGGCCGAAUUUAUUCGAAAGUAGCUACAUUCAUGAGCUAUUUUGUCAAGUUAUGCUUCUUAACAAUAGAUAUCUACUGUAGAAGGUUGUUGCUGUUUGAGAAAGCUAUCGCUACCAGAGAAAGCUAUCGCUAC